AUGGCGUUUGGGGCUUUCAUCCGUAGAUAUGCACACAUGAGAAACGUUGUUGCCGUUGAUGGCACGCAUUUGUCCGACAAGUACGAGGGCGUGCUGUUGUUCAUUGUUGCUCAAGAUACACAUGUAAGCAUAGCUAACGGCCUCGCAAGGCAUUAUCCACUUGCACAUCACAAUAUUCGUAUGAGGUAUCUCGAUGAAAAUCUUCGAAUAAAUCACCAUUGUUCUGAUUCUCUCUAUUUGUACUACCAUGCGGCCAAGGCGUACACGUUGAAAGAAUUUAAUGACUACUUCAACGCCCUUAAAGAAAGAUGCCCCAGUGCAGUAGCUUGCCUCGAGCAUGAAGUAGGAUUUGAAAAAUGGAGUCGUGCUCACUUUCCAGGUAAUCGAUUCAACGUCAUGACCUCAAACAUUGCUGAGUCGCUCAACUCAAUAUUUUGUGAUGAAAGAGAGUAUCCAGUGGCGUCCAUUUUCAAUUCAAUUGAACAUAGAUUUAGAGAAAUAUUUAGGAAGAGGUAUGCGGAGGUGGACAAUGCGAAGGUGGACAAUUCAAAGACAACCUUCAUUCCCGUAGCCGAGAUGAUCUUGAGUGAAAACAUGACCGAGGAGGACAAAUUAUAUGUGAACAACAUAAACGGAAACACCGACAAAUUCACCAUGCUUGGCUACGAUCGUUCCGUAAAAUUUAAUCUUUCGAGACGGUCAUGUUCUUACAGAAAGUACGACUUGGUGAAAUUGCCAUGUGCUCAUCCAAUGGAAGCGUUGCGUUUGAAGCACGGCGAUGAAUACUGUACUAGCAUUUACAACUACUCUUCGCAAAUAUAUUCGAAAGAAUCAUACCUCCUUGCAUACUUGGAACCUAUUUGUGCAGCACCACUUGAGUCGGAGUGGAGUGUGGCGCGAGAGUAUCUUGAAAUGCAAGUUCUUCCAGCCGACUUCGAUCCCAAACUCGGACGAAAGAAGGUGAAACGUGUUAAGGGUGUGUUGGAGCCUUCAAGGUACAAGAAAAGAAACAAGUUCUCCAAGUGCAAAAGGCCGGAACAUAAGAAAACAACAUGCAGCCUUAACGUAGGAUAA
Capsicum annuum is the source of this 1074-nucleotide messenger RNA. RefSeq lists its product as uncharacterized. The transcript is spliced from 2 exons. The coding region runs from base 1 to 1074 and encodes 357 amino acids. The record is from RefSeq and is a predicted model, not a curated record. Lineage: Eukaryota; Viridiplantae; Streptophyta; Magnoliopsida; Solanales; Solanaceae.